AUGGUCGGGCAUCAAUGCAUAUCGUUUGGACAGCUAUUUUUCGCCACCUUUGUUGCAGUGAUGUAUGAUUGGGCACUUACAUUCGGACAAGAGGUGGAAUUGAUCUGGCCUGUACAUGCUGGUGAAUGUCCCGACUAUCUCAUUGACAGAUACGGCUGGAGUAUGUCCACCGUAUGGAAUUGGAUUGGUGUUGUGGUAUUUGCGAUGUUGUGGGUCAUCAUCAUCGCUCGGUUGCAUGCGAUGUACCAAGGAUCCAGAAAGAUCCUGAUAUUUCUCAUUGUUACCUUCCUGGCUAUCAACGCUUUCGAUGCAGUGUCUCCCAUAAUGACAACGAUGCAUAAUUCAGGGGGUGGGUUCAAUUGUGAAUGA
This is a messenger RNA of Suillus plorans, 369 nucleotides long. RefSeq lists its product as uncharacterized. Lineage: Eukaryota; Fungi; Basidiomycota; Agaricomycetes; Boletales; Suillaceae. The transcript is spliced from 8 exons. The record is from RefSeq and is a predicted model, not a curated record. The coding region runs from base 1 to 369 and encodes 122 amino acids.